This is a messenger RNA of Beta vulgaris subsp. vulgaris (sugar beet), 1188 nucleotides long. RefSeq lists its product as uncharacterized. Bases 1 to 1188 code for a protein of 395 amino acids. Gene Ontology annotation, molecular function: nucleic acid binding; zinc ion binding. NCBI's taxonomy places the organism in Eukaryota, Viridiplantae, Streptophyta, Magnoliopsida, Caryophyllales, Amaranthaceae. The transcript has 2 exons. The record is from RefSeq and is a predicted model, not a curated record.
AUGUCAUACCAACAAAAGGGUCUUAUUGCCGCAAUAGCAGAGGUUCUUCCGGAGGCGGAAAUCAGAUGUUGUGCCAGACAUGUUUAUUGUAAUUUUAGGGACAUAUACGGGGGAGGUCAACAAUAUAGGAAACUGUUUUGGAAGAUAGCAAAAAGCACAACCGAAAAUAAGUUCAAGGAAAACAUUCAGCUUUUCAGAGACAUAUCAGAUGCAGCAGCUAAUGAUUUGCUUAACAGAAAUUAUAAAAAAUGGUGUAGAGCGUUCUAUACUGCGCAAUCAUGUUGUGACACUAUCGAUAAUAAUAUGAGUGAAGUAUUCAAUGCUUACAUUUUAAACUCGAGGCAUAAACCCAUAAUAAGUAUGCUUGAAGAUAUAAGAGAGGGGUUGAUGGAUAGGUUGCAUAAGAAAAGGUAUCUCAUUGGUAAGAAAGAUUGUUUGUUAUGCCCUAGAAUCCAACAACAACUAGAAAAGGCUAAGAUUGGUGCUAGGGGUUGGUCUGCAUUUUGGGAUGGAGCAUUCUGUUAUGGUGUUAGAGAGGGUGCAACUCAGGUGAAAUAUGUUGUGAAUCUACUUGAUAGAACAUGUAGUUGCAAUGCAUGGCAGCUAAAUGGAAUCCCAUGCAACCAUGCUAUUGCUGCCAUUUGGAAUAAAGUGGAGCACCCGGAGCACUACGUUAGUGAGUAUUAUAAGAAGGAAUCAUAUUUAAAGGCUUAUAAGUAUUUGUUGGAGCCCGUGAACGGCCCACAAGAGUGGAUAGCUGUUGAUGAAUCUCCAAUUCUACCCCCUCCUUUGAAAAAGGUCAGAAAUAGACGCGCAAUCAAAAGAAAAAGGCAAGCGGGUGAGGUUACUGCAGCUGGUAAGAGAAGGAGAACUGGAGCCAUUAUGAGAUGCAGUGUAUGUGGUGAAGAAGGUCAUAAUAAGAGAAGUUGCAAAAGCUCUCUAACACAAAGCAAUGACUACCAUAACAAUAUGACAGCGAGCACCGAACAGCCACCGAAAUCCAAGCAAAAGAGAAAGGAAAGAGUUGCUGGAACUCUUGCAACUGAAAGGGCUCAACCACCAUUGCAUACCAGCCACAAUCCAACUCCACCGCCUAUGCAUAACAGGGGUUUUGGGGUUUAUACUUAUCCAAACGGUUUUCAAAGACAAGCAUCUAAUCAUGAGGAGUUUUUGCAGAAACAAGAGUAG